Neurospora hispaniola is the source of this 615-nucleotide messenger RNA. RefSeq lists its product as uncharacterized. NCBI's taxonomy places the organism in Eukaryota, Fungi, Ascomycota, Sordariomycetes, Sordariales, Sordariaceae. Bases 68 to 427 code for a protein of 119 amino acids. The record is from RefSeq and is a predicted model, not a curated record. The transcript has 2 exons.
UGUAAACACGCACCGGGCAACCAACUCGAAACAUGCUGUCUCCGACUUGAUCAACUUUCAACUUCACAUGCUCUACCUAUCUAGCUUCCAGCGUUUGCAAUUCCAGCGCCCAUGUCUCACAGUUCGGUUGGUCUGCCGAAUGGCAAGAAUGGAAUCCAACGCCCAACCUCGGUUCUCAACAUAUUCUCCUCGGUUCCACAUUCUGACGGCGCCUCUUCGUCUUUCUUUGUUCGGUCGUGUCCCAUUGCAGCGUUGGUUCCUUUCAAAGCAGCUCCUUUUCUUUGACUCCGUCGCCCGUCAAGGAAGACGACACAGACGCAGACCGACAAAAGACAAAAAGAUGGACGCGUCCGUUAUCAUUACCAUGCUCUCACCAAGAAACCAGCAACAACCUCUUGGCCGAUCUGCACCAAACAUAUACUACUAACUGGACCUCGAACCACUACCCGUCAACCAGUUCAUCUGUCUCAUUGAGGUUGCCAGGACUCAAAACAGCAAAGCCAGCUAAUCAUUAUGGAGACACGGACAAGAACACGACCAACACUAGAGCCAGUGCAAACUAAAUUAUUGCACCAUGGAUCGCCACGUCGUCGGCCGUCUAUUUUCGAGCCAGCA